UGACGUACUCGCCCGGUGGAUCCAAGGUCCACUGGAGCGGGGUGGGCUGCCGCGCCCUUGGGCUUCGGGUUGGAGCUAGCCAACUCUCUCGGAGCGCAGGGACCGCUGGGGGCCAGAAAAUCACUUCGAGAAAUGUAUCAAUCAGAUUCUGAAGGAUGGGCCUCUUCAAAAGAUCUGAGAAGUCAUCUUGGACAUUUAGAAUCAGAACUUCUUUUUCUAAGCACACUUACUGGCAUCAGUGUAAGAAAUUACUCCAUGAAGACAGAGGACCUUACAAACACUGAGAAGAAAGAAAAGAGUAUAAUGAAAGUUCUACAGAGACACAGAUUAUCAGGAAAUUGCCACAUGAUUACAUUUCAACUUGAAUUUCAGAUUCUGGAAAUCCAGAAUAAGGAGAGUUUAUCUUCUGUUAUUACUGACCUCAACAUAAUAAUGGAGCCCACUGAAUAUUCAGAAUUAAGUGAAUUUGUGUCUAGAGCAGAAGAAAGAAGAGAUCUGUUGAUGUUUUUCCGAAGCCUACACUUUUUUGUGGAGUGGUGUGAAUAUCGAAAGCGCACAUUUGAACACUUCAAGGAGAAGUACCCAGCAGCCGUGCACCUCCCGGAGGGGGCCGCCUCCAGCUGCAUGGUGGUCCGGAGCGCCUGCCAGCCAGGGUUCGAGCUGGUCAUCAUUUGGAGGGUGCAGAUAGAUGAAGAAGGGAGGGUUUUGCCGAAGCUGGAUCUUCUACCCAAAGCACCACAGCAAGCCCUGGAGCUGGACCGGAACCGAGUCCUGGAGACCGCGCCUCUCAGUUUCCGAGCCCUGCUGGGCGCACUGGGCAUUGAAGCCGCCCUCGAGAGCCUGAUAAAGUCGCUCUGCACAGCGGACUACGACUAGUUCCGGGCAAACACGCAGGUGUGGGAUCUUCCACAUGAACAGUUUCUGUGUUCCACAGAGAAACAACACCUUUAGGACACGUCUGUGCAGUUUCAGCACAUUCUAUAUAAACUGUCGGGACAUGGAAAAAUAAACACAGCUAUUGAAUACAAAAUGUCGGACGAGCAGCACGUACAGUGCUUAGGGGCGCCUGGCGGGCUCGGUUGGGGGACUGUGCAGCUCUUCA
This is a messenger RNA of Leptonychotes weddellii (Weddell seal), 1102 nucleotides long. The record is from RefSeq and is a predicted model, not a curated record. NCBI's taxonomy places the organism in Eukaryota, Metazoa, Chordata, Mammalia, Carnivora, Phocidae.